AUGCUCGCGGCCGACAUCGCUGCUGCUGCUCGCUCCCGUCGCCGCCCCUCCCCCCUGCUCUACCUGCCUCGCGCCCCUCCCCAUCUUUCCCAGUGCCCCCACAGCCAUGGCUCCGGCCAACAGCCAGCGCCGCCGAGCUUCGCAGCCGCCCUCGUCACCGGCGACCCCAACCCCCUGCUCCUGCCGACCAACAAUGCCGCCCCGACCUUGUCUACGGCGAGGACCCCAGCCACCGAGCAAGCCAGCAGCGCAGCCGCCUGCUUGACCCUCACCCAGCCGCCACCUCCUCCAUUCGUGCCCGUCCCACCACCACCCGAUGCGGACACAGCACCACCGACCGAAGGCCAGACGCCGCCCUCUUUCCCCUCCGGGUGA
Molecule: messenger RNA, 375 nt
Organism: Aegilops tauschii subsp. strangulata
Lineage: Eukaryota; Viridiplantae; Streptophyta; Magnoliopsida; Poales; Poaceae
Source: RefSeq, a predicted model, not a curated record